AUGGAUGAAAAGGUUACUUCGCCAGUGACCUCGAGCCACGGCUCGUCCCUGGACGACCCUCUGGCCAAGACCGACCAGCUCAAGCGCAUCUACCGGAAGAUUGACAUGAGGCUCGUGCCGCUCAUGUUCUUCUGCUACUUCCUGCAGUUCCUCGACAAGGUCAUCGUCAACUACGCCAACAUCAUGGGCAUCGCCAAGAACCUCCACUUUGUCGGCAACGACUUCUCCUGGAUGGCCACGGCCUUCUUCAUCGGCUACGCCGUCGCUGAGUUUCCCCAGGGCUACCUGAUCCAAAAGUUCCCCGUGUCCAAGGUGCUCGGAUUCAACGUGCUGCUCUGGGGAAUCGUCGUGUGCUGCACGGCUGCGACGCAGAACUUUGCUGGUGCCGCUGCCGUGAGGACGCUGCUGGGCAUGUUUGAGGCUGUCAUUACACCCUCCCUCAUCAUGAUCACGUCUCAGUGGUACAACAAGAAGCAGGCUACUCUGCGUACUGGUAUCUGGUACUGCGGUCUGGGUGCCGGACAGGUCAUGGGAGGAUUGAUUUCGUGGGCGGCUCAGCACGGCUCGACGACUUCGUCUUUCCAGAGCUGGCGCAUCAUGUUUGUCUCCGUCGGUGCCUUCAACCUGUGCGUUGCCCUGGCUGUCAUCUUCUUCAUGCCCAGCGGUAUCAGUGAUGCGAACUUCCUGACCGAGGACGAGAAGGCCCUGAUCGAGGAGGCCUUGGCCCGCGACCAGGCUGGUACUGGCAAGAAGGUUUUCAAAAUGUCUGGUAUCUUGGACGCCCUCAAGGAUCUCCAGGUGUGGCUGCUGUUUGUCAACACCAUCCUGAUUGUCAUCCCCUCCGGUAUCAUCACCACCUUCUCGGCCACCAUCAUCAACUCCAUCUUCCUCACCCCCAAGAAGUCGGCUCUGCUCAACAUGCCCGCCGGUGCCAUCUCCAUCUUUGCGACUCUGGCCGGAACAUACGUGAUCUACUACAACCUGCCUCGCUGGCUGAGCAUCAUUGGACUCCUGAUCCCCACCAUCAUUGGCGCUGGAUUGAUGUCCUUUGCAAAGUCCAACGCCGGUGCCCUCGCCGGUGUCUACCUCAUCAACUUCGACGUGGCCCCCCUGGCCCUCAUCUACGCUCUGGUCGGUGCCAACACGCAGGGAUACACGAAAAAGGUUACCGUCAACGUUAUCAUCGCCAUUGCCUUCUCCAUCGCCAACAUCAUCGGCCCGCAGACCUUCCAGGACAAGGAUAAGCCCAAGUACCUGCCCGCGAAGAUCACCGUUCUCGGCGUCGCUGGUGGAUCCAUCCUGGUUACCAUUCUGCUGAGAGUCCUCUACGGCGUUCGCAAUGCUAAGACGGCUGCGCCGCCGGCGCUGGUCGUCGUCACCGGCGCCAACGGCUUCAUUGCGCAACAUUGUGUUGCUGCCCUUCUCGAAGAGGGCUAUCAUGUUGUCGGCACCGUCAGGAGCGCGGCCAAGGUCGAUGCAGUAAAGAAUUCACACCAGAGACAUCCCAGGCUGGACGUCGUCGUCAUCGAGGAUAUCACAAACGCACAAAGCUAUCUCAACAUUCUUGGGCCCCUAUCACCGGUAGCGGUCCUUCACCUUGCUGCGCCCUUUCACUACAAUGCAACAAACUUUGAACGAGACAUGAUGAUCCCCGCGGUGCAAGGAUCAACGGCUAUCCUGGAGGCUGCGGCUCAGAUCAAGAGUAUCCGGAGAAUCAUUCACACAAACAGCUUCGCCUCGAUAUACGACGCCGCGGCCGGUCCAAGCCCCGGAAAGACUUACACAGCUCAGGAUUGGAGUCCAUUGACGUACGAAGACGGAGUACAGGCAGACAACGCGCCUGCGGCAUAUCGCGCGAGCAAGACGGCAGCGGAGAAGGCCGCCUGGAAGUUUAUGGAAAGUAGGCCGCUCGGGUUUGAUCUUGUCAGUCUGUGUCCCGGUAUGGUCUUUGGCCCAUUCUUGCCAGAGGCAAAGCCCAAGUCUAUUGCCGGCGUCAACACGAGCAACCUGCUGGUUUGGGCCGCGGUGUCUGCUGGCCGUGACAACACCCUGCCGCCGACAAGAGGUCCCGUCUGGGUCGAUGUCCGCGACGUUGCUGAUGCUCACGUCAAAGCCCUCCGAGUUGUCGAGGCCGGCGGCGGUCGCUAUCUCCUCGCCAGCGGCAUCUACUGCAACCAGGAGCUGGCAGACGUGAGCCGGCGAUUGUUCCCCAAGUACGGCGACAGAAUCCCGAUCGGCGAACCCGGAAAGCGGGAGUCGCACACGCACUUUGGCGUCAGCACGGCCGAGACGGAUAAAGUUCUGGGAGUCAAGUGGCGAAACCUGGAGCAGAGCUUGGGGGAACUUUUACCACAGCUAUUUGAGGUUGAGCGGGGUCAGGCUGCCUAA
Trichoderma harzianum CBS 226.95 is the source of this 2388-nucleotide messenger RNA. RefSeq lists its product as hypothetical. Gene Ontology annotation, molecular function: transmembrane transporter activity. Gene Ontology annotation, biological process: transmembrane transport. Gene Ontology annotation, cellular component: membrane. NCBI's taxonomy places the organism in Eukaryota, Fungi, Ascomycota, Sordariomycetes, Hypocreales, Hypocreaceae. The record is from RefSeq and is a predicted model, not a curated record. The coding region runs from base 1 to 2388 and encodes 795 amino acids. The transcript is spliced from 2 exons.